AUGGUGUUCUCGAAGCCUUCGUUCCAUUUUAGGUCCAGGGAUGCAGGUAUCAAUGCCAUCGACGUCGAGGCCUCCGACUCCGAACACUCCAUUAUCCGCGAUGGAGAUCUUGCGUAUACACUUGCGAAGGGAGGAAACGGAUCCAAGGCCGCAUACCAAGAGGCCGUUGGAGCGCCAGUUGAGAAGCACUCGCCUUUGGGAUAUCAUGUUGGAUGGUUCACCGUCAUCUUUCUUAAUGUCAAUCAGAUGAUUGGUACUGCUGCAUCCGUUCUGAAUGGUACCGGGUCUGUUGGUCUAGCAUUUCUCUACUGGACGAUCGGCUUCUUGAUGGCUCUCGCUGGACUCAGUGUCUACUUGGAGCUAGCCAGCUAUUUUCCUAACCGCAGUGGCUCUGAAGUCGUGUAUCUCGAACAAGCCUACCCACGACCAAAGCACUUUUUCCCCAUUGCUUUCGCCGUACAGUCUGUCCUACUUUCUUUCAGCAGUAGCAAUGCCAUUGUUUUGUCUCGAUACUUAUGGAGAAUCGCCGGGAAGUCCCCAUCUCCUUGGGAGCUGAAGGGUGUUGCUAUCGCCGCUUAUACCUUCGCUGUUAUCUGCGUCAUCGCACACAAUAAGUACUCCCUCUGGGCCACGAACAUCAUUGGCGCGAUUAAGAUCAUUACCCUCAUUUUCAUCUCCAUCACUGGUCUCGUCGUUCUUGGCGGCAACAUCGAUCACAUUCCUGAUCCGACUGCCAACUUUCGAAACUCAUUUGAGGGAACCACGGAUAAUGGUAAUGAUCUAGCCACGGCCUUAGUCAAUGUUAUCUUCUCAUACACAGGGUACUCAAACGCGUUCAACGUCGUCAACGAGAUCAAGAAUCCUAUUCCUGUGCUGAAACGCCAUGCGACAAUAUCAGUUGUCGUCGUCUCAGUGCUAUACAUGUUUUGCAACGUUGCAUAUUUUGCUGCAGUCCCGAAGGCUGAGUUUAGGACCGCCAAAGAAAUUGCUGCCGCCGUGUUCUUUACCAAGGUCUUCGGCACAGGACCUGCCGAGCAAGCACUCAACUUCUUGGUUCUCCUGAGUGCUUUUGGCAACCUCCUUGCAGUUUUGAUUGGUUCUUCUCGCGUCAUCCGUGAGAUCGGACGACAAGGCGUACUGCCGUGGACGGAGUUUUGGGUCAACACCAAGCCUUUCGGAACACCUAUCGGACCCUAUCUCCUCAAGUGGAUCAUGACUUUCGUCAUGAUUGCUGCCCCUCCCGCUGGAGAUGCCUUUCAGUUUGGUCAGCAUUUGCUCUUCCCAUGA
Molecule: messenger RNA, 1287 nt
Organism: Colletotrichum spaethianum
Lineage: Eukaryota; Fungi; Ascomycota; Sordariomycetes; Glomerellales; Glomerellaceae
Product: high-affinity methionine permease
Exons: 5
Coding region: 1-1287 (428 amino acids)
Biological process (GO): amino acid transmembrane transport
Cellular component (GO): membrane
Molecular function (GO): L-amino acid transmembrane transporter activity
Source: RefSeq, a predicted model, not a curated record